AUGAAGGCUUUCGCUACACUUGCAACGACUCUUGCUACAUCCGCACUCGCAGCAGCAUCGCCCUCGCCGGUCGCUUCAGGCGGUCUUGCAUCAUGUUCGGGCGGCAAUACGACGGUAACACUGCGCGACUUCAACACCAAACAGGUCGUCUUUCGGUCAGCUUGGCGUAUCCGCUUACCAAGAGCAGGCUACCGGUCAAGUCUGCUUGCUCUGCGCUCGACCAUGACCGAUGGCCGAUUUGCCUACCGUUCCAAUGAACCGGUCAAAGGCUUCUCCACCAACCAAUUCCAAGUCAGCGGCGUCGGUAGGGGCGGCAAGACCUUUGGCUUCUCAAUGGCAUAUCUCUGGCAUGGGAACUUGGGAGAGCACUUCAUCAAGAUCGUCAUCAUUGAAGGCUUUUCGCUGGAUGGCAAGAACGUCGAUAUUGUCCCAGAUGUGGUCAUUGACGGCACAUUGCGGAACGAUUGA
Mixia osmundae IAM 14324 is the source of this 468-nucleotide messenger RNA. RefSeq lists its product as uncharacterized. NCBI's taxonomy places the organism in Eukaryota, Fungi, Basidiomycota, Mixiomycetes, Mixiales, Mixiaceae. The coding region runs from base 1 to 468 and encodes 155 amino acids. The record is from RefSeq and is a predicted model, not a curated record. The transcript is spliced from 2 exons.